Pyrus x bretschneideri (Chinese white pear) is the source of this 1913-nucleotide messenger RNA. RefSeq names its product adenine nucleotide transporter BT1, chloroplastic/mitochondrial-like. Lineage: Eukaryota; Viridiplantae; Streptophyta; Magnoliopsida; Rosales; Rosaceae. Bases 491 to 1672 code for a protein of 393 amino acids. The record is from RefSeq and is a predicted model, not a curated record. Gene Ontology annotation, biological process: transmembrane transport. The transcript is spliced from 3 exons.
UGGGGAGGGUUCAGUGGCACGAGUAGCUUUGUACGUUACUCACCUGGAUACAAAACCUGACUCCCUCUUCCCUCCUUCCCUUCCCCUUCCCCCACCUCAACAGCCACCACCACGACCCCCACCACCAAACCACAGAAAAAGAGAGAGGGAGCUGUGACUGCGUGUGGGAGACAAGCAGAGAGAAUCCAGUUCCCACCUACCUCUCCACUCUCCUCUUAGGUUUUCUCUUCCUCUUAUACUCUUCCCCCUUUCGUUUUCAUCGCCUCCUUCCCGAUCAAAACAAAACCCAAUUCUGUAUCCACCCAAUUUAUUUCCUUCUUCGCUGUUGUUCCUCGUACGCAUCUAUUAAAAUGGAUUCUUCGGUUACCCAUUUGCCCAAAAUCGAAUCUUUGCCUCUCAAGCACUGCGAAUCCGCUUGAAACCGUAGCCAAAAAUGCUUUUGUCUGCCACUAAAUCUUAGAAGAAAGCGUUUUGCUUUAGGUUUUGAACAAUGGGUAGGAAGCAAAUUCAAGUUUCCCAUGAUAAGAUUGAUGGGUUUCUCUCUGUUUGCAAUUUGGGAAAUUUGGGAUUUCAAUGGAGUCCCCAAGAGGGGGGUUACCAUCCCGGAGGCUUAUUUGCAAGCGUUAGCCAAGUGGGGGUGGGGUUUGGGGUCUCGCCGGACCCUCCCAAUCCACGCAGUGAUGGCGAGGCCGUGAAGCUUCCGUAUGCCGAGCAGUACAUGAAGUAUGUGGAGGGGAUUAAGAAUUUUGGGGUUGGGGAAGAGAAAGGGGUGGUGAAGAAUAAGAAGGGUGGUCUCAAAUUGAAGAUUAAGAUUGCAAACCCUUCACUGAGGAGACUAAUAAGUGGUGCAGUAGCCGGGGCAGUUUCGCGCACGGCUGUGGCGCCCUUGGAGACGAUAAGGACGCAUUUGAUGGUUGGGAGUAGUGGGCAUUCUACUACCGAGGUGUUCAAUAAUAUAAUGAAGACUGAUGGGUGGAAGGGGUUGUUUAGAGGAAAUCUAGUCAAUGUGAUUCGGGUUGCACCGAGCAAGGCGAUAGAGCUGUUUGCUUAUGAUACGGUUAACAAGCAACUGCAACCAAAACCUGGAGAGCAGCCCAAACUUCCAAUUCCUGCCUCGUUAAUUGCAGGUGCUUGUGCUGGAGUGAGCUCGACAAUUUGCACAUACCCUCUUGAGUUACUUAAGACGCGGCUAACCAUUCAGAGAGGCGUUUAUGAUGGCCUUUUGGAUGCAUUCUUAAAAAUAGUGCGAGAAGAGGGACCGGGAGAGCUUUACAGAGGUCUUGCCCCUAGUCUUAUUGGAGUAAUUCCAUAUGCUGCCACCAAUUACUUUGCUUAUGAUACAUUACGGAAAGCCUAUCGCAAGUUUCUCAAACAGGAGAAGAUUGGAAACAUUGAAACCCUUUUAAUUGGAUCAGCAGCCGGUGCUAUUUCAAGUACUGCAACUUUCCCACUUGAAGUGGCACGCAAACAGAUGCAGGUGGGAGCCCUCGGUGGGAGGCAGUAUACGAAUGUGCUUCAUGCCCUCGCCAGUAUACUUGAGCAUGAGGGGGUUCAGGGUUUAUACAAAGGGCUAGGGCCGAGCUGCAUGAAGUUGGUGCCUGCAGCAGGGAUUUCGUUCAUGUGCUACGAAGCAUGCAAGAGGAUACUGGUAGAAGGAAAAGAGGAAGAAUAGAAUACUUUCAUGAGAUAUAAAUGACUUUACAUGUUGGUUGCAGCAGACAGGAAAGAUAUGGGAGAACUUAUCUGCUACACGGGUUUAGUUGCCCAUUUUCUUUUUGAUUGCUGCAUUUUUUUUUUUUUUUGGUUCCUUUACAUUUUGUAACUCAAUUGAGGGAGCCUUGUUUUUCCUGAGGUUAGACUUGAUGUUUUUGAGGAUUAAUUUAAAUGGCAUUUGGCUUAGUGUUUUGUCUUGA